Patiria miniata (bat star) is the source of this 1824-nucleotide messenger RNA. RefSeq lists its product as uncharacterized. The coding region runs from base 1 to 1824 and encodes 607 amino acids. The transcript has a single exon. The record is from RefSeq and is a predicted model, not a curated record. NCBI's taxonomy places the organism in Eukaryota, Metazoa, Echinodermata, Asteroidea, Valvatida, Asterinidae.
AUGCUCGGUUGGGUGGUUUGGAAUGUGAUGAGAGACGCUGAAGAAGUACAGAGUGACAUAAGUUGUAGUUUCUCUGUAAACAAGGCUGAGGUCACAGCAGUAGCAGAGGUAGAUCAGCUCAAGCAUCUGGAUAGAUUAGUUAGAGAGACCAUCAACAUGGAUUUCCCCGAGAGGCUCAUUGACGACAAGAAAGAGCAUUCUCAAGAAGACAUCAGAUUCUUGGCGUCGGUGAACAAGUCUAUCACUCACAGAGAUGGUCACUACUGUAUUGGUCUACCUUUCAAAGCAGAAGAUGUAAAGCUACCUGACAACAAGUCAAUGGCAUUGAAGCGCCUUGAUAGUCUGAAACACAAACUACAGAGAAACAGUGAAUUCGGCAGUGACUACAAAGAGUUCAUGUUCAAGAUUAUGAGUGAAGGCUACGCCGAAAAGGUCCCACAAGAAGACCUACAUCGGCCAGGCGGCAGGGUGUGGUAUAUUCCGCAUCAUGCAGUUUAUCAUCCCCGCAAGCCCGAUAAGAUUAGAGUAGUCUUCGAUUGUGCGGCUACAUACCUGGGUUCAUCUUUGAACAACGUCUUACUCCAAGGACCAGAUCUCACAAACAGUCUGAUGGGUGUACUCCUGAGAUUCCGUCAAGAGGAGAUAGCUAUAAUGGGAGACAUAGCCACAAUGUUUUUCCACGUAAGAGUUCCCAGUGAAGACCGUGACUGCCUCCGAUUCUUCUGGUGGCCAAAUGCCAAUCUCAAAGAGCAGCCGGUUGCCUAUCGUCUGAAAGUUCACCCAUUCGGAGCAGUGUCCUCACCGAGUUGCUCAAGCUUUGCUCUUAAGCAAACUGUUGAGGAUAAUGUUGGUGACUACGGAGAGGCUUCAUGUGACAUAGUGAAGAGAAGUUUCUAUGUAGACGACUGUCUUGUCUCGGUUGGUACAGAACAAGAAGCUGCUCAUUUGAUCCAGAGUACCACAGCCCUGUGCAAACAAGGCGGCUUUCAUCUGACAAAAUGGGUGUCAAAUAGCCAUCAGGUUCUGCAGACGGUGCCAAUAGAGGAACGGGCAAAAGACAUCAGAGAGUUGUCGAUGGAGAAUCAGAACCUUCCCAAUGAGCGAGCUCUGGGGGUUUAUUGGUUUGUGGAAUCAGACAGCUUGGGGUUCAAAGUCAGUUUGCCAAAGCAACCUGCAACACGACGAGGAAUACUUUCUUUCACGAGUUCAGUUUAUGAUCCUCUGGGUAUCGCAGCUAUUUUCGUGUUGAAGGCCAAAAUUCUCCUUCAGAGUCUUUGUCGACGAGACAUAGGAUGGGAUGAAGAGAUCCAGGGAGAAGAUCUUAGAAUCUGGAAUCAGUGGCUCAGUGAGGUGAAAGACCUGGAUCAGCUUAGGAUCAGGAGAUGCUACAAGCCUUCAGGGUUUGGGCAGGUUGUAAGCUGUCAGCUUCACAUCUUUGCAGAUGCUAGUGACGUAGGGUAUGGUGUGGCUGCCUAUCUCCGGCUUUGUGAUGAAUUUGGGCGCGUCAGCUGUUCGCUUGUUACAGGCAAAGCAAGGGUUGCACCUUUAAAGAAGAUGACUAUCCCGCGUAUGGAGUUGACAGCAGCAACCAUCGCAGUUAGACUUGGCAAAGUGCUUACUCAAGAGCUGGACUGCAACAUACACGGCACCUACUACUGGACAGACAGUAUGACGGUAUUGCGGUACCUCGCAAACGAGAGUUGUCGCUUCCAGACCUUUGUUGCAAAUCGCAUUGCAAUAAUCAGAGAUGCCUCUUGCUUGCAGCAGUGGAAGUACGUGAAUACCAAAUUCAACCCUGCUGAUUGUGCAACAUGUGGUCAGUAA